AUGGAACAUUCCUUGUGUGCGAGGCUUCCUGCGGCGAAGUCAGAGCAUCAAGGUGUUUGUCCCAACAAGUUGAACUCCAACCUGUGGGUGGAUGCGCAGAGCACCUGCGAACGCGAAUGUGAACUUGAUGAGGACUGUGCCGACUUUGAGAAGUGCUGUGUCAACGUGUGCGGCCUGUACAGCUGCGUGGCGGCCCGCUUCGCCGAGGGCUACCUGGGCCAGCCGGACGGCCAGCCAGGCGCGGGCGGCGGCGAUGGGGCGUCGUCCAGGGGCGGAGGAGGAGAGGCGGCGGCCCCCACGUGCCAAGGCUUCAUCUGCAGCCAGCAGGGCUCCACCUGUGACAUAUGGGAGGGCCAGCCCAUCUGCAAGUGCCAGGACCGCUGCGAGAAGGAGCCCAGCUUCACCUGCGCCUCCGACGGGCUCACCUACUUCAACCGCUGCUACAUGGACGCGGAAGCGUGCAUGCGGGGCGUCACGCUGACCGUGGUGACGUGCCGCUACCACCUGUCGGGCCCGCAGACCAGCCCGUUGCCCCAGGACACCACGGCGUUCCCGACGCCCACGGCCUACGCGGAGGACCCCCUGCCGCCCACGCUCUACAGCAACCCCAGUCACCAGGCGGUGUACGUGGGCGGCACGGUGAGCUUCCACUGCGACGUCAUCGGCUCCCCGAGGCCGGACGUGACCUGGGAGAAGCAGUCGGAGCGGCGGGAGCGCAUCGUCAUGCGGCCGGACCAGAUGUACGGCAACGUGGUCAUCACCAACAUCGGGCAGCUGGUGGUCUACAAUGCCCAGGUGUGGGACACGGGCAUCUACACCUGCAUCGCCCGCAACCCGGUGGGCGUGCUGCGAGCCGACUACCCGCUCUCCGUCAUCCGCCGCUCCGAGGACGACUUCCUGGACGACCCCGAGCUCAACAUGCCCAUGGGCAACCCCUUCUCGCCCGCCGACUGCCUGGCCGAGGUGGAGCGCGGGGAGUGCGGCGGCGAGCGGCACGUGGACUGGCACUACGACACCAAGCAGGCCACGUGCCUGGCGUUCAGCCACAACGGCUGCCAGGAGGGCCGCAACCGCUUCGAGACGUACGAGGAGUGCCGCGUGUCGUGCCAGCGCGAGGGCAUGGGCGUCUGCCUGCUGCCCGCCGUCCAGGGCCCGUGCAAGAACUGGGAGGCGCGCUGGGCGUACAACGCCGUGACCAAGCAGUGCCAGGCGUUUGCGUACGGCGGCUGCCAGGGCAACGCCAACAGCUUCCGCACCAAGACCGAGUGCGAGGCCAACUGCCCGCGCUCCAAGAGCCGGCCGUGCAAGACGUGCCGCGUCAAGGGCAAGAUGGUGCCCAGCCUGUGCCGUAGCGACUUCGCCAUCGUGGGCAAGCUCACGGAGCUGAUCGAGGACCUAGACUCGGGCAUCGCCAGGUUCAGCCUGGAGGAGGUGCUGCGGGACGAGAAGAUGGGCCUGGCGUUCUUCAAGACCAGGCACCUGGAGGUGACGCUGGCCAAGGUGGACUGGUCGUGCCCGUGCCCCAACAUGACGCUGGGCGCCGAGGGCGGGGCGCUGCUGGUGAUGGGGGAGGUGCAGGACGGCAUGGCCGUCAUCCAGCCGCACAGCUACGUGCGGCCCGUCUCCGACCGGAGGCUCAAGAAGAUACACGAGGUGCUGCACAAGAACACCUGCCAGAUGCUCAAACGCUUCCAGGACUGA
This is a messenger RNA of Engraulis encrasicolus (European anchovy), 1701 nucleotides long. RefSeq names its product WAP, follistatin/kazal, immunoglobulin, kunitz and netrin domain containing 1 (gene wfikkn1). The transcript is spliced from 4 exons. Gene Ontology annotation, biological process: transforming growth factor beta receptor signaling pathway. Gene Ontology annotation, molecular function: transforming growth factor beta binding; receptor antagonist activity; serine-type endopeptidase inhibitor activity. Gene Ontology annotation, cellular component: extracellular region. Bases 1 to 1701 code for a protein of 566 amino acids. The record is from RefSeq and is a predicted model, not a curated record. NCBI's taxonomy places the organism in Eukaryota, Metazoa, Chordata, Actinopteri, Clupeiformes, Engraulidae.